UUCUAGACCUUACAACACAACCGUUACGCUUUCAUACUGUUAACAGUGCACUUAUUGCCAAGUGUUUAGGAAAGGGAUAAAUGAGUGAUGAAGUGAUCCAGUGAUAUUUAACACCUAGAGAUGGGAUGGAUAGGAAUGGGGUGUCUGGCUCCAAGUAAAUCCUUCCAUGUCAAGAUAAUUCUUCUUGAUAAACAAGAACUUAUUCAAGAAGUUCAGGGUCGGACCAGUGGGCAGGAUUUAUUAGAUAAUAUAUACAAACAUCUCAACCUGAUUGAAACUGCGUACUUUGGACUCAGAUAUCAGGAUAACAACAAUCAAACGCACUGGUUGGACCCAAAUAAGAAAGUUUCUCAGCAAAUAAAAGGAGUUUCUCCAAUAACUCUGUACCUGGGGGUUAAAUUCUACGCAGCUGACCCCUGUAAACUAGCAGAGGAGAUCACCAGAUACCAGUUCUAUCUCCAGGUCAAGCUAGAUAUCCUUCAAGGUCGUCUGCCAGUACAAGAGGAACUAUCCACAGAACUUGCAGCUCUAGCUCUUCAAUCUGAAUUGGGAGACUAUGAUGGAAGCCGACACAGUCGAGGAUAUAGUUCUGAAUUCCGGUUCCUCGCCACACAGUCCGAGGAUAUGGAACAGAGGAUAGAGGACAUUCAUAGGAGGCUGGUCGGUCUACAGCCAGCACAGGCAGAGAACAGGUAUCUGGAGAAGGUAAAAUGGCUGGAUAUGUACGGUGUAGAUCUUCAUCAUGUAAUUGGUGACGAUAAUAUAGAAUACUUCCUGGGUUUAACUCCCAGUGGAAUUAUAGUUCUCAGGAAUAGAAACAAAGUUGGAAACUAUUUCUGUUAUUUGUGCACCUUUUCAGUUCUCAGUGCUAAUGAAGAGAGUACUUACGGAUUUGAGACUCCUUCCCGCCAGGCCUGUAAACAUCUCUGGAAAUGCUGCGUUGAGCAUCAUGCGUUCUUCAGAUUAGUUCAAGUUUCUCCAGCAUUCACUACCUCAGGAGUUCUAGGCUUAGGUUCAAGAUUACGAUCAUCUGGUAGAAGUGAAAAGGAUGUGAGCCAGGAGAUAAACAGAAGAAAUCCACCAAACUUUACUCGGGUUCCUAGUCAGAGAUACAGUCGGAGAAAUAAACCCGAGGAUCAGGAUUCAAGGUCGUCUUCCAAUACAGCAGAGAGAAAUAUUACAAAUGGAGGGAUAAAGAGUCCGACCAGGUUUAAAUUAAAAGAAUUUAUGAUAAAAACUAUAGAUCCUCAGUUUUUCGGCUCCAUGAACCUGGAUCAACUUUUAUUAUUCGAAUUGUUGUACCAACCCAUAUGGACUAUUAUUUUCUGAAACUAAAUGUUCUACGGAACUAAUGAGCUACAAAACCAAAUUCUUCUAUUUUUGAAAUAAAUCGAUUUUUAGAAUUGGUAACGAAUUAGGGCAUACAU
This is a messenger RNA of Eurytemora carolleeae, 1427 nucleotides long. Its product is annotated as band 4.1-like protein 4. The record is from RefSeq and is a predicted model, not a curated record. Gene Ontology annotation, cellular component: cytoskeleton. NCBI's taxonomy places the organism in Eukaryota, Metazoa, Arthropoda, Copepoda, Calanoida, Temoridae. Bases 121 to 1329 code for a protein of 402 amino acids. The transcript has 13 exons.